AUGUGGGCCCUUCCGUCUAUUGAAGGUGGAUGGCACCUCGAUGCAUUUGCAUCUUUCAUAAUGCUUGUUGGUGAAGAUCGGGAGCUUGAAUAUCGGCGGAGCCAGCACCGCUGGUCAAGUCUGUUCUCCUUCCCCGCUCCCGUUGCGGGACUUCAAAGCUACCUCCAUUCAAAUUACAAGAUUAUUGAUCGCACUGGCAUGGAAUACAUAAGUCCAUACAACUCCAACAAAGCGCAGCUCAGGAACGUUAGAAUUGAAGCCAUCAUUCAGCAUUACAAUCUUCUCCGAGACAGAGCAUACUACAGAUUCAUAAUCCCACAAAUUGAUGCACAAGCUAAGAUCCCUUUCCUGAGUUCAGCAUGGCGGAAAACACAAUGGCCAGGUUUCACACUACCUGCUUUAUGUCUUUCGGUCCUCCUUUUCUGGGGAACUUGUGGGGUAUUCUUUUGGGCCAUGGCGCGUUGCCCAAAGACUACAUGGAUUGGCAAUUCUUUAUGCAUCAGUCUUGGGGUUUGGUCUUUUAUAGUCCGACUCAUUGACCUAUGCUGUAUUGUACCAAGCGGUGGGGGUGUCAUUUCUGGAGCAGACCGCCCAGACGCAGCGAUUUUCUUAGGAAGACGGAACUCAUGCCUCGUGCUAGAAGGCCUUCGGAAAGAUAUCUCCUCAUGGACUGGACGGGGCCUGACAGAAUGGGAUAACCAACCGCUCGUCUUCUACCUGACGACUUUUCGGCAGGUAGGGACCCUAGCAAUGUUGCUGUUCAUUUUGGCCACGAUUCCAAAUGGCACUAUUGCUGACCAAGUCGGCUUUAUUACCUACAACGGAAUCGGGCAGCUCAACCUUAUGGCCUGCAACAACCUCAGCAUGGCAAGAUAUCUAUACUCUCUUCGGCAAACGGACAUGUCUAACAUCGAGACACGAACACACGUCUACAGCAAGUUGAUUACACACUUCCGAGAUAAGGUUAAGCCGACCACGCCAGACUGGGUGGACACGAUCAAACUCCUUCCUGACACUCCCCAGUGGAAAUUGUGGAAGACAAAGGUAUUGGAGGGAAACAGCAAGGAUGCAAAGGUGUUAUACGAUGAGUGUGGAGUAACUCUUCAUGAUCAGGAGGUUCACGCUGCCGAACUCCGAAACCACGAGAAAGAAAUGACAGCUCAGCUCGCUCGAAGAAUGUACGAGGAUGCGCAGAACGAAUUAGCAGCUGCUAAAGUCGCUCGUGAUGCGUUGGAUCUGAAUUCUCCCCCCGAAGAGCUCCUAAGUGUGCAAGCUCGUGUCCGAGCCGCUGAAGACGCUUUCAAUCUGCUCGAAGGCGAGCGGAUUGCAAAUCUGCAGAUUCAUGUGCCUUGA
This is a messenger RNA of Glarea lozoyensis ATCC 20868, 1353 nucleotides long. RefSeq lists its product as uncharacterized. Lineage: Eukaryota; Fungi; Ascomycota; Leotiomycetes; Helotiales; Helotiaceae. The coding region runs from base 1 to 1353 and encodes 450 amino acids. The transcript has a single exon. The record is from RefSeq and is a predicted model, not a curated record.